Messenger RNA from Porites evermanni, 996 nucleotides. Lineage: Eukaryota; Metazoa; Cnidaria; Anthozoa; Scleractinia; Poritidae. The record is from the annotation of a GenBank genome assembly.
AUGGAAUCCAAAAAAGAUAUUCCUACAAAAGAAGACUUAGAUUUUAUAGUUGAUGAUGGUUAUAAUCAUGAUGAGGAUCCAACAUAUGAACCUAAAGAUUCCUCCUCGUCAGAUGAUGAUAAAUAUGUUGUUACUGGUAAAGAGUUUAAAAAACUAACCAGAAAAGCUAAAAAAACUCGGUGCUGAUUCACUUGAUUAUUCAACACGUAAAAAAAACAAAUACAUGGCAACACUCCCAGGUGGAAAGAAAAUUCAUUUUGGAUCACCAAAUUAUCCAGACUAUCUUAUUCAUCAAGACAAAGAUCGAAGAGAGAGGUAUCUUGCUCGAGCGACAAAGAUUAAAAAUAAACAGGGAGAGUUAACUUAUACUAAUCCUGAAUCGAGUACUACUCUGGCCAAAAAAAUAAAUUAUGGCUUAAGGAUUAAAUUAUUAUAAUAAAAAUGCAGUUAUCAAGUUACGAUCAUCUAACCCCAGACAACAUUAUCUUUAAUGAAGCCAAAGAGUACAAAGUGAAAGAUAGCAAGAUCAAAUACAAACGUAUCCCAAUUGAAGUCAAAUAUCCAAAUGGAAAGAAAGGAGCUUUGGUUGUUGAAACUCCAAUUCUUUUCUCUUUUGGUGUGAGUGAGAAGAAGAACCAAGAAACAAACAAGUUAGUCGGUUAUAGUAUUCCAGUAUGUCUUUGGGUUAAAGACAGUGAACCGAAUACUAAAGAAAAAGCAUUUUUUGAUGUUAUUAACAAUAUAACAAAUAUCUCUCAGCAAUAUCUAGAGAAUGAAUACGGUGCAGAUCUAGCAUCAACUCUAUCUUCACCAUUUUAUUACAAACAGGAAGAAUAUACAGAUAAGAAAGGAAAGAAGAAAACAAGAAUAGACCCCUCAUCCGCACCAGUUCUUUAUGCAAAACUUAUUUACUCUGAAAAGUCAAAGAAAAUUCUUUCACUAUUUAAAACAAAAGGAAAGAAAGAUUUAAAUCCUUUUAAAUAUAUUGAUCAGUAG